AUGAAUGUCGAUGCUGCGGGCCACAAUUUGCAAGGGAUUGUGGGAGGAAGUGUCCGUAUACGCUGUUGGCUGGAGCAAUUACGCAGUAUUGAUGGCUAUUACAUCCAGAGGAAAGGUAGUGAUGGAAACCUGAUUUUUAUCAACGGGUAUUACGACAGGCCACUGACUGUGCUUCCUGAGUACUUACAUCGCACCUUCAUCAACAAAACUGACCUCAGCAUGGAGAUAACAAACCUCAAACCUUCUGAUGAGGGAGAUUACUCCUGUAUCUUCAUUUGCAAUGGUGCAAAUUGCAAGGAAACCAACUUUCAUCUGACAGUUACAGCCAAUUACAGCGUUCCCAUCAUAACCGUCCAGGGUUGCGGCAAUGACCCAGCCCAACCAUGUGUGGUAGGGUGCUCGUCAUCAGGGGGACAUCCUCCCAGCAGUGUAACCUGGGGUGUGAUCGGGAACAAGACGAGCAGCCUGAUAACAGACAAAGAAGAAUCCGUAAUUAAACAGGACGUAAGCUCGAGCCUUUGGAACGUGUCCCAGACUGUAACGCUUAACUGCAGCCACCCGCUUGACAUCACCUGCUCAGUUGAGGGAGUUGUGUCACGUGCUGUCAGUGUGUGCACUUUUUUGAACUACUUUUGUUUAAACACUGAAAAAUAA
Messenger RNA from Clarias gariepinus (North African catfish), 654 nucleotides. RefSeq names its product T-lymphocyte activation antigen CD80-like. The transcript is spliced from 3 exons. Gene Ontology annotation, cellular component: external side of plasma membrane. The record is from RefSeq and is a predicted model, not a curated record. Gene Ontology annotation, biological process: positive regulation of T cell proliferation; cellular response to lipopolysaccharide; negative regulation of T cell proliferation. Bases 1 to 654 code for a protein of 217 amino acids. NCBI's taxonomy places the organism in Eukaryota, Metazoa, Chordata, Actinopteri, Siluriformes, Clariidae.